GUUUCAGCCCCAACAUCUCUUUUGUGCAUGCAUUGUGCUGGAUGGAGAGUAGGAUCUUUGUAGAACUGCUAUGGGGUUCGACAGGGCCUGCAACAGAUAAUCGAAGACAUUAAUUUAGUUUGAUCUUUUAUGGGCAGUGAUUGUGCCCCAGCUCUACGUGUAGUAAGUAUACAGAGUGUUCCUUACAGCCCCACCUACUGCCACAGGAUGCAGCAUCAUCCUCAACACUGAGAUUGAGGGGCAGAUGGUCCUUGCAUAGACAGCUAGCUGGAAUUUUACAUUUUUAUUUAGAUAUAGAUGCAGCUAACAAAACAUUAGUUGCCACAAUUCUCCAUCAUAAGAUUAUUAGUAGCAGUGAAGCAGAUUACUCUGUGACGCAAAGCAGGAAAUAGCAAUGGAGGCAUACAUGCAGCCAGCCACUCUGCUGUGAAUGUGGUGUAUAGCCUUUAUGCUAUGUAAAUGGAUUGUCUGAAAAGGACACGAUGAAGACCCCCGACAACUUCAUGGGUGACAACAAAAAAGACUUGUAAGUUCACAGGGGUGCCUCUUGGUUAUAGUGAAUACAGACAUCGGGCUCAAUUAAAUAAAGUAAUCAACAGGAAUUUACGACAGAAGAAUUAUUUAUGAUGGCAAGGCUUCGUAGAAAGGCAUGCAUUGCUCUAUUUCUCUUUACUCUUUUUAUUUUUGGAACCAUGAUGGGCUUGAGAACUUUAAAGCCUUCUGAUGGAUUUUCUGACUUGGCCCCUGGCCUGGAACUUAUGCCCUUUGCUGAACAGCCUGAAAAGCGUUCUGUGUCUAGUGACAUUAUCUCCCACCCCCAAGGAACUGUAUACACACAAGACCAAACUAAUGUGUAUAAUGACCUCCACAUUUUCUACUAUAUGUGGUAUGGCAACCCCAAGUUUGAUGGAAAUUACAUUCACUGGGACCAUGUUAUGGUACCUCAUUGGGACCCAAAGAUAUCUGCAAGUUACCCAAAGGGCAGGCACAGCCCCCCAGAAGACAUUGGCUCUAGCUUCUACCCAGAGCUAGGACCCUACAGUUCCAAAGAUCCUGAGGUUUUGGAAGAACAUAUGAGGCAGCUAAGAGCAGCGGCUAUAGGGGUGCUUGUUCUGUCUUGGUAUCCUCCUGGCACAGCUGAUGAAAAUGGAGAAGCUGUGGAAGACUUGGUGCCCCUUAUUUUGGAGGCUGCCCUUAAGCAAAACAUUAAGGUGGCUUUUCACAUACAGCCCUACAAAGGGCGAGAUGAUCGCAUGCUGCAUGAUAAUAUUAAGUACAUCAUUGACAAUUUUGGAUCUCAUCCUGCAUUUUAUAGAUAUAAAACCAGUACCAGUAAAAGCCUACCACUUUUUUACAUUUAUGACUCAUACUUGACUCCACCAGAGUCUUGGGCCAACCUUUUGACACCUACUGGUUCUCACACUAUACGUAACACACCUUAUGAUGCAGUCUUCAUUGGUCUUUUGGUGGAAGAAGGACACAAACAUGACAUACUCACAGCCGGAUAUGAUGGAAUUUACACAUAUUUUGCCUCAAAUGGGUUCUCUUAUGGAUCUUCCCACCAGAACUGGAAAUCCAUCAAGAGCUUCUGUGACACAAACAAUCUCAUGUUUAUACCAAGUGUUGGACCUGGUUACAUAGAUACCAGCAUUCGGCCAUGGAACAACCACAACACCAGGAACAGAGUCAAUGGGAAAUAUUUUGAAACUGCCCUUCAGGCAGCUCUCACUGUUCGACCAGAGAUAGUGUCUAUAACCUCCUUUAAUGAGUGGCACGAAGGGACCCAAAUUGAGAAGGCAAUGCCAAAAAAAACUGCAACUCGUCUCUAUCUAGACUAUACACCUCACCAGCCUGAUUUAUACUUGGUUCUUACAAGAAAGUGGGCAGAACAUUUCAAUAAGGAGAAAGAGCAAUGGCUGAUGUAAAUAGGUCUUUACGCUUUACAGGUUUUCCCACAGAAGAAAACAAAACAGUUCAUUAACAAGAGGUUCUUUCUUUGGAAACUAGAUAACUCAAAGAUGAUUUGAUAAAGACUCCACUAAUCAGAGGAGAUCCUGGCAUAAGGUGUACCAAAGAUGUACGUCAUCUAGUGCUAACACAGGCUAUAAGUGAGUGAGUAAUAUCAUCUGCAAUUAUUUUCCACAUGGCAAACUGGAAGAAAUUACUGGCGGUUUUUACAAACUGAUAAUUUAAUAUCUGGGCUGAAUUUUAUUGCAUCCAAAGGCGUUCAUGUUAUUAACCAUACACCACUUUAAAAUCUAGCUUUUAUAACUCUUAACCAAGGGACAACAGAACAUAUGUCUGCAAAGGGAUUCCAAAUUAAAUCAUAUAAAAACUUUUUAAUGAUUUAAAGAAAGUAAAACGCAUGCAGUUGUUUUACAUGAAAUCCUUUUGGUUUAAAUCUUUAUGGUAUACUCAGAGCUGAUCUCCAAAAUUACUUAUGUUCCUUAAUGGAGUUUCCAAAACAAACAAAUGGUCUCUAUGCUGUAAACGUUAACUUUGACACCUUUCUUUUUUUUGUAACAUCCAAAAAUAAACUUUGGAAACUAUAA
This is a messenger RNA of Xenopus laevis (African clawed frog), 2552 nucleotides long. RefSeq names its product mannosidase, endo-alpha-like S homeolog (gene maneal.S). Gene Ontology annotation, cellular component: Golgi membrane. Bases 624 to 1925 code for a protein of 433 amino acids. Lineage: Eukaryota; Metazoa; Chordata; Amphibia; Anura; Pipidae. The transcript has 5 exons. The record is from RefSeq and is a predicted model, not a curated record. Gene Ontology annotation, molecular function: hydrolase activity, acting on glycosyl bonds; alpha-mannosidase activity.